Messenger RNA from Rhodamnia argentea, 2546 nucleotides. Its product is annotated as protein NRT1/ PTR FAMILY 8.1-like. The transcript is spliced from 4 exons. Lineage: Eukaryota; Viridiplantae; Streptophyta; Magnoliopsida; Myrtales; Myrtaceae. Bases 618 to 2330 code for a protein of 570 amino acids. Gene Ontology annotation, cellular component: membrane. Gene Ontology annotation, biological process: oligopeptide transport; transmembrane transport. Gene Ontology annotation, molecular function: transmembrane transporter activity. The record is from RefSeq and is a predicted model, not a curated record.
CAUCGGGAGUUAGGGUGCUAGUAUAGAGCAGCAAUUGAGCUCGCUCGCUCGCUCGCCAAAUUGUGAUAUUGGUUUUGAAGAUUCUCGUGGUAUUAUUUACUUCGACUCGGUUAUUUAUGCAGGCUCGACUCGUGAUUAUGUCGGGCUUAGUUAGUUAUUUACACUUGUUAUGCUGGAUUGGAUUGGGACAUCUAUUUGCAUUCUGCCAGAUCUGCCUCUGAAGUUGUAGUACUUUGCUGCUUUGUUUCAUGAGUGAUGGUGCUGUUUGCUGGUCCAUUUCCAAGAUUAGAAUCGGGAUUAAGAAACAUAUGAGCUGGUGCGAUAGACCGGAAAAGAAUAUAUUUUGACUUCACGAGUCCAUCCACCUUAAAAACAGCAUAGUUUUUCAACCACUUAGUGAAAUUUGAAAUGGCGAACCUGACCACAGUUUGUCGAUUUGUCGCUCUUUCACAAAUGUAACUUUAGUAAUUUCGCCUUUGUGGAGAAAUGAAGGCAGAAAGGCUUUAUGUGAAUCGUGCUACUCUACUGCAGCCUGAAGACAUUAUAGCUUCCUCGACCACUUGGCGGGAAGCCAAAUUGAGACAAAUCAACGCAAAGACGAGAAUCGCCAAAACCACAUGGCAGAAGAAGAUGUUUACACGAAUGAUGGAACGGUGGACUACAAAGGCGACCCGGCCAACAAAAAGAAAACCGGAACAUGGAAGGCCUGCCCUUUUAUUCUAGGCAAUGAAUGUUGUGAAAGGCUGGCAUACUAUGGCAUGCGCUCCAAUCUGGUGCUUUACUUUAAGCUCCGCUUGCAUCAACACAGUACGACCGCUUCUAACAAUGUUUCAAACUGGGGAGGAACGUGCUACAUCACUCCUUUGAUUGGAGCUUUUAUCGCCGAUGCCUAUCUUGGGAGAUAUUGGACUAUAGCAAUCUUCUCGAUUAUCUAUGUUUUCGGGAUGACACUGCUGACGCUGUCGGCUUCAGUCCCGGGACUAAAGCCGAGCUGUACGGCAAAAGAUAAUUGCCAUGCUACGGACAUACAAAGUGCAGUGUGCUUUAUAGCACUCUAUCUCAUAGCCCUAGGGACUGGAGGGAUCAAGCCUUGUGUCUCAUCCUAUGGAGCCGAUCAAUUUGACGAUGCUGAUGAGGUCGAGAAGAAGCACAAGGGUUCUUUCUUCAACUGGUUUUAUUUAUCAAUCAAUAUAGGCGCGCUCAUUGCGGGCUCUGUUUUGGUCUAUAUACAAGACAAUGUGGGUUGGGGGUUGGGUUUCGGCAUUCCAGCAGCUGCUAUGGUAAUCGCAGUAUGUACUCUCUUUUCGGGCACGCGCCUUUUUCGUAACCAAAAACCCGGAGGGAGCCCCCUCACGCGCCUCUGUCAGGUGGUGGUGGCGUCCUUCAGAAAAUAUCGAGUGGAAGUACCGGCUGACAAGUCUCUACUGUAUGAGACUGCAGAUGCCGAGUCUUCAAUCAAAGGAAGCCGCAAGCAUGAUCACACCCAAGAUUUGAGUUUCUUCGACAAGGCUGCUGUGGAAACACCAACCGACCGCAUUAAGGAACCCGUGAAUCCAUGGAGGCUGUGCACCGUCACCCAAGUGGAGGAGUUGAAGGCGAUCAUACGACUGCUUCCUAUAUGGGCAACCGGAAUCGUCUUUGCUACUGUGUGCAACCAGAUGGGUACUUUAUUUGUUUUACAAGGCUAUACUAUGGACCCUCAUGUUGGAAACUCCAGCUUCAAGAUUCCAGCAGCCUCUCUCUCCAUCUUUGACACCCUGAGCGUCAUAUUCUGGGUCCCUAUAUACGACCGCGUCAUUGUUCCAGUGGCGAGGAGAUUCACGGGUCACAAAAGCGGCUUAACCCAACUGCAGAGAAUGGGGAUCGGUCUCUUCAUAUCCAUCUUCGCCAUGAUAUCGGCAGCAAUACUAGAGGUGAUUAGGCUAAAGAUGGUAAGGAGGCAUGACUACUACAAUUACAAGUACGUACCGAUGUCGAUAUUCUGGCAGGUCCCCCCGUACUUCCUUAUCGGUUGUGCGGAAGUGUUCACGUUCAUUGGCCAAUUGGAGUUUUUCUACGAGCAAGCGCCCGAUGCCAUGAGGAGCACGUGCUCCGCUCUCUCGCUCACAACAAAUGCACUCGGGAGCUACUUGAGCUCUCUCCUGGUGACUAUUGUCACGAGUAUUAGUACAAGACACGGGAGGCUGGGAUGGAUACCGGACAAUCUGAACUACGGUCACCUCCAUUACUUCUUUUGGCUGUUGACGGUCCUCAGCGUGCUCAACUUGGGAGCUUAUCUCUUGGUAGCAAGGUGGUACACGUACAAGAGGGCAGUGGGAACGCUCCGAUGAAAGUGCCGGUCUCUUCCCAGUCCAAAAACUUAUUUCGCACGGUCAUCUCAGUUUGUUUGCGACUUUAAAAGAUGUCUUGGUCGGCAUCUGCUUCGUUGGUUCAAGCUAAAAGAAUGGCCUGCUUGAGGUACGUAGUUUCUACUUUCCAUAGUGCGCAUGAAAGAACAAUCCUGUGCAGGUUGCCAGUUGCUUCGUUGUCAUUGUGUAAUCUAAGAA